Sphenostylis stenocarpa is the source of this 1380-nucleotide messenger RNA. The record is from the annotation of a GenBank genome assembly. Lineage: Eukaryota; Viridiplantae; Streptophyta; Magnoliopsida; Fabales; Fabaceae.
AUGUCUCCUAUGAAGAACACAUCAAACAUCUUGAUGCAAAAAUAUGAACUAGGUAGGUUACUUGGCAAAGGCACGUUUGGAAAGGUUUACUAUGGGCGUAGUACAAUAACUAACCAAAAUGUGGCCGUUAAAGUGAUUGACAAAAAUAAGGUUAUAAAAACAGGGCAAGCUGAUCACAUUAAAAGAGAAAUAUCUAUCAUGAGACUGAUCAAGCACCCAAAUGUUAUUGAGCUUUUUGAGGUCAUGGCCACUAAGAGUAAGAUUUACUUUGUUAUGGAAUAUGCUAAAGGUGGAGAGCUGUUUGGGAAGGUGGCCAAAGGAAAGCUCAAAGAAGAAGUUGCACACAAAUAUUUUAGGCAGCUAGUGAAUGCAGUGGAUUUUUGUCACAGUAGAGGUGUAAGCCAUAGAGAUAUAAAGCCAGAGAAUAUUCUGUUGGAUGAAAAUGAUAAUCUGAAGGUCUCGGAUUUCGGGUUAAGUGCUCUGGCUGAAUCCAAACAUCAAGAUGGCUUGUUGCACACAACUUGUGGAACACCUGCCUAUGUUGCUCCCGAGGUCAUCAAAAGAAAAGGUUAUGAUGGUGCCAAAGCUGAUAUUUGGUCAUGUGGGGUAGUUUUGUUUGUCUUACUGGCAGGUUAUCUUCCUUUUCAAGAUCCUAAUUUGAUGGUGAUGUAUAAGAAGAUAAACAAGGCAGAGUUUGCAUGUCCUAAAUGGUUCCCAGGAGUUCGGAGGCUAUUGAGCAAGAUGUUGGAUCCGAAUCCAGGCACUAGGAUUUCCAUAGAUAAGGUUAAGCAAUGUUCUUGGUUUAGGAAGUGGCCAAAUGGUAGACAGACAACACAAGAAGGGGAAAACAGGAGUGUCUCUCCUUCAAUUACGAAUCAUGCUGAGCAAUGUGGUGAUGGAAGUAACUGCUUAGCAGCAAAAGCAAGGCAAGAGCCAGUUGUGCCAGUAAGUAUAAAUGCCUUUGAUAUCAUCUCCCUUUCACCUGGGUUUAAUCUUUGUGGAUUCUUUGAAGACAGUUUUCAGAAAAGGGAAGCAAGAUUUUCUUCAAGACAACCAGCAUCUCUCAUUAUCUUCAGGCUGGAAGAAAUCGCCAAGCGGCUGAAGAUGAAAAUAAAGAAAAGGGCCGCGGGUUUGUUGAAAUUGGAGGGCCUUCAUGAAGGUAGGAAGGGGAUCUUAUCCAUUGAUGCAGAGAUCUUUGAGGUUACUCCACUUUUGCACUUGGUGGAGGUGAAGAAAUCAAAUGGAGAUACAUUGGAAUAUGAGAAAAUAUUGAAAGAAGCCAUAAGGCCUGCUCUUAAAGAUAUUGUUUGGGUUUGGCAAGGUGACCAACAACAGCAAUCACAAGAUUUGGAUCAACCGCAGCAACAACAAUCACAGUAA